UGAUCCCAAAUGCUGUUCCUCUGUUCAAAAUUACCUUCUCACCCUCCGUUUCACUUCCCUGGGGCCAAAUCUCUGAAGCUGCCCUCUUUGAAGCAGGGAUCUCCCUCAGCUUCAUUCAGGAAGAAUUAAUUGCCUCAUGGACAAAAAGGCAAAUACAUGGUGACAGGAAGUAUUUACCGGCAAAGCCCGGGAAAGAACUGAGAGGACAGGCACCUUUCUCCUCAAGACUUAUCUGCUCUAAGUCUCCAAAGAAACGGUUCUCAUGGAGAUGCAGCCUGGUGAGCCCUCAAACCAGGUGAAAGUCAGGCAGCACCGAAUUCCAACCUUGGGACCCCUGAGCAAGUCAUUUCACCACUCUGUUCCUGAGGUGCCACCUUAUCUACAAUGUGGGGAAUAAGAGUUGCCUUUCCUACUUCACAAGGCUAGGAAGCAGUGUGGGAUCAAAUUACAAGGAAUCCCUAAUCCUAAGGUUCUUGAUCUUCCACAAUGGGUGAGCCACAGCAAGUAAGCGCCCUCCCACCCCCUCCGAUGCAGUACAUCAAGGAGUAUACAGAUGAAAAUAUUCAGGAAGGCCUCGCUCCCAAGCCUCCACCUCCAAUAAAGGACAGUUAUAUGAUGUUCGGCAACCAGUUCCAGUGUGAUGACCUUAUCAUCCGCCCUUUAGAAAGUCAGGGUAUCGAACGGCUUCAUCCUAUGCAGUUUGAUCACAAGAAAGAACUGAGAAAACUCAAUAUGUCUAUCCUUAUUAAUUUCUUAGACCUCUUAGAUAUCUUGAUAAGGAGCCCUGGGAGUAUAAAACGGGAAGAGAAGCUAGAAGAUCUUAAGCUGCUUUUUGUACAUGUGCAUCAUCUCAUAAAUGAAUACCGACCCCACCAAGCAAGAGAGACCUUGAGAGUCAUGAUGGAGGUGCAGAAACGUCAACGCCUUGAGACAGCUGAGAGAUUUCAGAAGCAUCUGGAACGAGUCAUUGAGAUGAUUCAGAAUUGCUUGGCUUCUUUGCCUGAUGAUUUGCCCCAUUCGGAAGCAGGGCUGAGAGUAAAAACUGAACCAAUGGAUGCUGAUGAUAGCAACAAUUGUGCUGGACAGGAUGAACAACAAAGAGAAAAUUCAGGUCAUAGGAGAGAUCAGAUUAUAGAGAAAGAUGCUGCUUUGUGUGUCCUAAUUGACGAAAUGAAUGAAAGACCGUGAAGGAUGUUUGUUUUUCUUCUUUUUUUUUUCCGUUUCAGUAAAUAGCAUAUAUAUUAGUUAAUUCACUUUUAGAGCACCUCAAAAGAGAGAGCACUAGAAGUCUUGCAAGCAGCUUGACUCUCCAACUUUCUCAAUUGUUAGACGUCACAGGCAGUUUAUGUCAUUUCACUUUAUGGCAAGCCUAGGUAAAUGAGUACGCCUACAUUAAGAGUAAUCACCUUAAUAAAAGCAGUGUUUGCCUCUAUUGUGUGGAACA
Globicephala melas (long-finned pilot whale) is the source of this 1444-nucleotide messenger RNA. RefSeq names its product mediator complex subunit 7 (gene MED7). Lineage: Eukaryota; Metazoa; Chordata; Mammalia; Artiodactyla; Delphinidae. The record is from RefSeq and is a predicted model, not a curated record. Gene Ontology annotation, biological process: regulation of transcription by RNA polymerase II. Gene Ontology annotation, cellular component: mediator complex. Gene Ontology annotation, molecular function: transcription coregulator activity.